UGAAAAAUUCUUUGUUGUGAUCAAAGCAAUGGAAGUGAUUUAAAAGGGUAAUGCCUUUCGUUUUCAAUGCCUUUCCCAGGUAUUCAAUGCUAUAGAAUACCAUGUCACUGCAUUCCCUAAAGUCAUCUCCUAGAGCAUCCGUGGUUUGUAAUCCACCUUGUGGGAAAUACCGUUUCAACCCUCACAAGCAGUCCUGCGUGGUGGGAAUUAGGCCCACAUUGAGAAAUGAGGACUCUGAGAUUGACAGCUCAAGGCUCCUGCUCAGGGCCAUGCAGAGAAUUAGCAGAAAGGUCAACAUUCAAACCCAGGCCUGUCCGCCUCCAAACUCACUGGUUUUUCCACCUGAAAAAUCUCUCUGAGCCAUGCUUCCAUUGGGGCAUCUCUUCAGUUGAUCAACAUUCAUCUGUUGAGUCUCAGUACAGUACAGAAUGUGUACAGACACUGGGGAAGCUGAGGUGAACAGCCCAGAGCAGCUACCUUCCAGGUGUUCACAGAACAGUGACACUUUGUGUCUCCUGUGGCAUGAAGUACAUAAACUCUAAAGAAUUGAGGGUUUUGUGGAUGUUUGUGGAGCCAGCAGAAGUCCUGGGGCCAUGGCAGGUGAAAUUCGCACAGGACACCUUCUGGGGGAAAUGAGACAGGAGCUGAGGGCAGAGCGGAAGCCAGGGGCCAGUGUGGGGAAAUGAGAACCCCAGAUGCAUGACCUCCAGGGUCCAGUCUCAGCGGCAGCCCCCUGGGGAGGCCCCUCGGGAUGGGGGCUCAGUUUCCACGGACAGAUGGUUCUCUUGCAGGACUGUGCGCUGGCCAAGGAAGCAGAGGGACUGAUGAGCCCCUUCCCAAACCCACCCUCAGGGCCUGGCCCAGCUGGGUGGUGCCUCCCAGAAGCAGUGUAAGGCUGCGAUGUCAAACCCCGACCAAGAAUGUCAACUUUGCUCUCAGGAAGGGAAACACUCUUUUGGAUUUUUCACGAUCACCGACUUCCAAGAAGGGCCUGGCUGAAUUUCACUUCACUGGCCUAAGAAGCAGCCACGCUGGAGACUACAGCUGUGAGUGCUACAGACCAGGGGCCCCGGACAUAAGAUCACCGCCCAGUGAAGUCAUCCUGCUGCUGGUGACAGGAGGUCUCCCUAAACCUUCCCUGCAAGCCCACCAAAGGGGUGUGGUGACCGCAGGAGACGACGUAACUCUGCAGUGCCAGAGGCCAGACAAUGUUUUCGGGCCCAUGAGGUUCGCCCUGCUGAAGGCAGGAGUGGCAGAGCCCAUCCGGCUCCGGACCCCAGCCGGCAAGGAGGCAGACUUCUCCCUGCAGACUGUGACAGUCGGUGACGCCGGGAACUACAGCUGUGUCUACUUCCAGACCAGGACUCCUUUCUGGGCCUCACAGCCUAGCGAUCGUCUCGAGAUCCGGGUGACAGUCCCCCCAGGUGCCAUAUCAAGGAACUACACCACGGGCAACCUCAUCCGCCUGGGUCUGGCUGCCCUAGUUGUGGUUAUUAUGGGCGCUCUCCUGCUGGAAGCCUGGUGCGGCCAGAAGGAGUCUCCACCUGGAUCCAUGUAGAACUGAGCACUUGUCUUGUUCACGGGCUGUAUAGUGACGCGGGGUUCUCUGAACACCAAACUCCACCAUGGGGACAUGCUGUGUUUCUCACCAUGGGCACAAUUGAUACUUUGGGUGGGGUAUUUCUUCAGCACGUGGGACUGUCCUGUUCCUUGUGGGAACAUUCAGCACCAUUUCUUUUUCUCAUUAAACAGCAGCUGAAGCCCCAGUCAUUGUGGGACAAGAUAAUGAGUGCUAUCAGGACCUUUCCCAACAUUCCUAGAUAUGGAGGAUGGGUGGUGGGGUGGUGUUCCCUCGGUGGAGAACCUGUGUUAGGAGGCCAGGAGAAAUAUUUCCUCUCUUCCUUACUCCCUGUCCUCAGGUCUGUCCUUGCAUGCAUUGGCUCCACAGUUACCAUGGGGAAUGAGGAGUCCUUGAUCAAGUUACCAGCUUGUGUGAGAUUUUACUGGUUCUCUUCCCUCCUGGGACAGAAGGCACACCAUGGGGGGACGUCUGGGAAGUUUGCAGAUGAGAUGAGAUCUCACUCAUCUCCUGACAAUAUCAAAGACACAAAGUGGCCCCUAUGUCUCCUAAGAGUGACACCUGGGAUAUAGUGACCAGGAACUGUCCCCAAUAUUAAAGGCUUCUUGGUGCUUAGGAUGAGAUAAAUUUAGAAUCAUUUGGUUGUAAUUUUUUUUAUGUCAAAAUCAAAAUUAAUAAAAUGUAUGGCACCAGCUGUCUUUCACUAGUACUAGGAUAUGGAAAAGGUAGACUUUAACCAAAAAAAUUCUACAAUUAGUUAACUGUGAUACAGCAUUCAGCAACGUUCUAGUA
Acinonyx jubatus (cheetah) is the source of this 2371-nucleotide messenger RNA. RefSeq names its product T-cell-interacting, activating receptor on myeloid cells protein 1-like. The transcript is spliced from 4 exons. Bases 752 to 1558 code for a protein of 268 amino acids. Gene Ontology annotation, cellular component: plasma membrane. NCBI's taxonomy places the organism in Eukaryota, Metazoa, Chordata, Mammalia, Carnivora, Felidae. The record is from RefSeq and is a predicted model, not a curated record.